Molecule: messenger RNA, 2943 nt
Organism: Durotheca rogersii
Lineage: Eukaryota; Fungi; Ascomycota; Sordariomycetes; Xylariales; Xylariaceae
Product: T-complex 11
Exons: 1
Coding region: 274-2307 (677 amino acids)
Source: RefSeq, a predicted model, not a curated record
CCGUCUCUCUCUCUAGUAGCCGUGCCGUACUUUUCUUGGCUACCAAGCCAAGUCUACCUCGUGCUCGUAGCCCAGAAAGCUCCCCUAGCACAAGCGAGAUACGGCCAAUUAAGGCAUACCGCACGCCGAACCUUCUAAACCCCAAGGUCGUCGGCUUUCUUUCUUUCUCCCUUUUUUUAAUUUCGAAAAUCCGCGGGGUCUCGUCGGUACCUGAGAUCGAAACUCCGCCGCAAGUUGGGACCUCUUCGUCGGACUCGGUGACAUACGACGACGAUGGUGGACCAAGGAGCUGGCGGCAUCGAAAGCCGGGGAGUCGAGAGCAACACGACGAGGCGCAUGUCGGAACCGCGUCCAAACUCUCACGACGACCAGAUCCAGCAGCAGUCGACGGAGACGAAAACGCCCAGCACGGAGAGCGAGGAGCAGAAAUACGGCCAGGCCGGCCCCCGGCACUUGAUACCUGUACACUCAAGCACGGCAGCGAGUAGCGGGCUGUCGCGUAAUCCAUCUGCGAGCUCCAACGCGUCGGCGGAGUCACGGGUCGUGUUCGAGUCCUCGCAAAGAUCUCGCUCUUCGCGGCCCUUGGAGCCGCCGGUAACGAAGGCUACCUUGAGCGAGCUGGACGUGAAUAAGAUCAUCCACAACCCCAAACUACGUCACGACAUAAACUUCGACCCGGACCUCCACUUCCGGCCCAAUGUCGACGGAGAAAAAGGGAGGCGAAAGCAAGAGAAGGCCAAUCAGUUCUGGAACACGCUUACGGAACAGCUGCAAUUGUUUAUCGCCGACCGGGACGAAUUCAUGAGGAGAUUCGGGCGAGGCGAGGAUUGGUGUCUCCCGCAGCUGCUGAAGUCGGUCAAGGAGAUAAUACAGACGCUGGUGCCUCAGCGGGAUCGCAUGUAUCUGGACGAGGGUCUCAAUGUCGAGCUGAUCAUGCAACAGUUCAGCAGGGGGAUAGCGGAUCUAGAAAAGUUGGCCUCGUGGCUGUCUGGCGUGCUCAAGUCCCAUUGUGCUCCUAUGAGGGACGAGUGGGUGGAUGAGAUGUACAGCCAGCUGACCAACGGCAACAAGACUAACGACAUGGAGGAACUAGUACAAGGAAUGCGUAGUCUCUUGAGCGUGCUCGAGGCCAUGAAACUCGACGUGGCCAACCACCAGAUCCGAUGUCUCCGGCCCAUCCUUAUCGAAGAUACGGUGCACUUCGAGCAGCGGUUCUUCCUGAAGAAGAUACGAGAUCGCAAGAUGGAUCCGGGCCCGGCCCAGGCCUGGUACUCGGCAGUAAGCCAGUACUUCUCGCAAGACCACGCGUCGAUUCAAGCUUUCGGCGAGAUGGGCGUCUUCUUUGAAGCGCUCUGUAAGAUGGUACUCCCGUCGACAGAUCCCUACUCCCACCCGGACACCUUCGUCUUCGAUGAAGAGCGGAUGACCAAGCUGCGCUCCGACAUGCUCGACGCCAUCAACCUCGAGAUCUGCAUGCGCCUAUACGAAGGGCUGGAGAGGAAGUACAGAUACUGCAAUUCGAUGUCGAGCGUGAACGCCAUCUCGACACCCUUCCUAGCCGCUCCCUUUUCCGACGCUUCGGGCUCUCUAUUCUCGAGAACAGACGACGACGGGAGCGAGGGCGCGCUGAACCCGCCGAAUUCGCGGCCGUCCAGUCUCGUGUUCAGCUCUGCCGGGUCUGCCCACUCGUCGCCUCGCACCUCCCUCGUUCUACCUUCCCAAUCGGCAGCCAGCCAGCCGGUGGAAGAUGCGCAGACGAAAUCGAGGAACUUGUAUAACUCGCUCGUCGCAUUGCUGCAGACCUCGCCCACCAGCUCGCGUUCCGGCUCUCGCUGGAAGGCGAUGAAGGACUCGUUGGCCCUGCAGAUCUUCCGGUCCACGAACGCGCCGGCCCAGGAUCUCCUGCAAUUCGAGGAGGAGCUCGAUAACCACCUCGGCGAGCUCUCGUCUCCGCUCUUCCAGCAGGUGGAGCAGUACUACCACUACCGCCUGCUGGUAGAGCUCCGACAGCGCGUCAAGGACUUCAAGGGUCUCACCGGUGCCGUCCUGUUCUCGGUUGCUACUGGCGGCCGCCUGCACGGUCCCAACCGUGCGUGGGACGGCUCGCGCGAGAACGUCAGGGACCGUGAGCGCACCUCGCUAGAGAGCGCGAUCCGCGAGGCCCGGGAGGAGGGCGGUGUAGAAGACAUGGCUACGCGGCUGGCACACAUGGGCCUGCUCCAUUGGCGGGUAUGGUCGCAUCUGGUAUACGACGCCGGGGACCUCGACAGCGUCAUGACGGUACCGGAUAUGUCUACAGCCAUCUGAUCGCCGUGGCGGCGUAGCAUAGCGAAAGUCUUUCCCUCUCGCGGGGAUCCUACCUCGCCCACCCCUCUUUCACUCGCUCGGAAGCGCAACUCUUUUCGUCUUUCUUUUCCCCUACGUCGCUCAUCCUUUCUUCGGAGCAGCGGUUUUUUUCUUGGGACCAAAAUCAGGGCCGGACCUUCGUCACUAAUACCCGCCAUCAUCUUGAUAUCAGAAUCCCCCGCUCCGCUCCCCGUUUAAUCUCAUCACAUACAUAUAUUUUGUCGUUCAGCACUUAGACGCCUUUUCUUAUCACCUGGAUCGGCUGGCAUGCUUUUGGUGGUUUUUGUUGUUGUUUUUUAGGAGUAACGGACUUUCCUCUUUUUAUAAUCCGGUUUCAGCACGGUCACAAGCAAGGCAUAGAUGAGGCAUAGUGGUUUUUUUUAUCAUUGUUCCUCCUAGAUCUUUUUUUUUUGUUGCUCAAAUCCCCGUCGUCUUCCUCCCCUUCAUGUCUUGUUUUCUGGUUGCAACCUCUUGGUGGCGAAAGGGUCUGCAUUCGAAAACAUACCCGGUUCUACAUUUUCACAGCAGGCGUUUGUUCAUAUUCCUGAGGCGGCGAGGCGAGGCGAGAAAUUGAUAUCUUUUUUUUUUUUUCAACGU